This is a messenger RNA of Coregonus clupeaformis (lake whitefish), 1725 nucleotides long. RefSeq names its product cysteine-rich hydrophobic domain 2 (gene chic2). The coding region runs from base 251 to 760 and encodes 169 amino acids. Lineage: Eukaryota; Metazoa; Chordata; Actinopteri; Salmoniformes; Salmonidae. The record is from RefSeq and is a predicted model, not a curated record. The transcript has 7 exons.
AGUCAACUGGGUGGGACUUCCAACUUCGUUAGCUGAUACCUCCUGGUGACCCUGUUGUCGUCAUGUCCAACGUCAUCAGGAGUGAUCAGCCAAUCGUGAAGAAAAUGUACUACUUAAAUUGAGAUUGCCUCAAUGGUGCUGCCACAGACGCAAAAAUGGCACACAUACAAAAGGGAAGCAUCCACUCCCUAAAGACGGCACCGUGUCUCUCCCGGCUCCUCACCGGGGAAGCGCGAGGCCGAGUCGUGCGAUGAUGGAGGACUUCGACGAGAUCUACGAGGAGGAGGAAGAGGAAGAGGACGAGGAGAGGGCCGCUGAGGAGCAGCUGCUAAAGUACGCUCCAGACCCGGUGGUCGUCCGAGGAUCUGGCCACGUCACUGUGUUUGGACUCAGUAACAAGUUUGAGUCAGAGUUCCCAUCGGCACUUACAGGGAAGGUGGCGCCAGAGGAGUUCAAGGCCAGUAUGAACCACGUUAACGGCUGUCUGAAGAAGACGCUGCCAGUGAACGUGCGGUGGCUGCUGUGUGGCUGUCUCUGCUGUUGCUGUACACUGGGCUUCAGUCUCUGGCCCGUCAUCUGUCUGAGCAAGAGGACACAGAGAUCCAUGGAGAAGCUGUUGGAGUGGGAGAACAGCCGACUGUACCACAAGCUGUGUCUACAUUGGAGGCUGAGCAAGAGGAAGUGUGAAACCAACAACAUGAUGGAAUAUGUAAUCCUGAUAGAGUUCCUACCCAAGAUCCCCAUCCUCAGACCGGACUAGCCCUCCGUGGGCUCCACCCACAUCCUCCCAUGGUGCCUCUCUUCACUUGGCUCAGUCACCUAUCCAAAAUGGCCCCCUCUUUCCUCCCCUAACCAGCCACAUACCCAUGAAACUACACCACCAUUUUGUGUUUACUGGGUAUCGUCUGACUUCUCUAUAUACCCAGAAAACACCUGUUUACACCCUAAAGGCCCUCCCCCUUCUCUGAUAUCAACCUUUGACCCCUGACCUAUUGACUGUCACCGGUUUGUGGGUGGUCAUUGGGAGACCCAGCUCAGAAAGGUGUUAACGGAACCAUAGAACUGUGGAAUUGGAGAACGUGGACUCCUAGCUCUGGACCUGCAAUGAUGAACCCCUCCUCCUCACACCCCUUCCCUGUACACGAGGCACAAUCUUUAAUCAGAUUUAUACCCCCUUAUAUUGUUCCCCAACCUGAACUAUGAGACACUCCGUGCUGUUCUAGAACCUCUAUGGAACCGCUGAGGUAACAAUCAAAUGGAUUAGCUACGGAACUUCUACAGAACAUUAACAGAACUUCUAUAGAACAUUGACAGAACUUCAAUGGAUUAGCUAUGGAACUCUGACAGAACAUCAUUAGAACAGCUAUGGAACUCCAACGGAACAUUGGUAGAACAGUUGUGGAACUUGCAGCAUCAUCAGCCUUUGACUAGUCAAGUGUAUCAGUAGAAAGAACAGCCAAACUAAACACAGAGGCUACGUCUGAAAUGGUACCCUAUUCCCUAACAGGGCUCUGGCCAAAAGUAUGGCGCUAUCUAGGGAAUAGACUGCUAUUUCAGAUGGAAGCCCUAGACUCCCCUAUCUCCUCCCAAUAGGGUGUCAUUUCAGAUGGAAGCCCUAGACUCCCCUAUCUCCUCCCAAUAGGGUGUCAUUUCAGAUGGAAGCCCUAGACUCUCCUAUCUCCUCCCAAUGGGGUGUCAUUUCAGAUGGAAGCCCUAGACUCCCCU